Molecule: messenger RNA, 7657 nt
Organism: Nasonia vitripennis (jewel wasp)
Lineage: Eukaryota; Metazoa; Arthropoda; Insecta; Hymenoptera; Pteromalidae
Gene: cdi
Product: probable serine/threonine-protein kinase DDB_G0281745
Exons: 5
Coding region: 845-3499 (884 amino acids)
Biological process (GO): protein phosphorylation; actin cytoskeleton organization
Cellular component (GO): nucleus; cytoplasm
Molecular function (GO): ATP binding; protein serine/threonine kinase activity
Source: RefSeq, a predicted model, not a curated record
ACUUCUGUAAUGACUGCCGUCUGGCGUUGUCGCGGUGAACGUGCAUCAUACAGCCCAACGGAGCCCGAGAUAUAACACACUCUGUACCGUAUACGCUCUCUCGGGCGGCUAGUGUCUGUCUCUCUCCGGGGACUGGUGAAACGGCAUUCCGUCGAAGAAACUUCCGCGCGCGCUCUCUCUCGCACUCAUGUCUGUAGACUUCUCCUCGUCGUGCAUCACUAGUGCUGUACCCGUCGUCGCUGCUGCAGAAAAACAAAAGCGUUCGUGUGCGCGAGUUCGCGUUUUGUAAACAGCCAUCAGAGCCUUAUAUUUAUCGGGCGGCGACGGCGGCGUCGUCGUCGUCAUUGCGAGUGCGUGAACCUUCUGCAGCUCGUUGUUGUUUACCAAAAGUGACAGCGACGAGCCUCGAUUUCGCUGGUCAUGCCACUCUAGCUUACAUUCUGCGGUAGCGAGAGUGUAUUUUCGGGCUUGCGGGGACGAUGCUCCGCCGGAGCUGCAGUAUCUGAGAAGCUCGUUGUCGCACGAAUUUCAUCCCAAGUGUUUUCUAUAAGCGCGCACGGAGUCGCUGGCUCUUCUCCCUCUGUCGCUCCGUCUCUCUGUGCUCCGUUAAGUUUAGGAAAUUCUCGUGGUGAGAGGUGCCAAAGGAGCGAGAAGAUAUUUAAACUCGCUUGGCUCUCAGGUUCUUCCAUCGUGCACUUAUAAUAUCAGCACUGCCAAAUGUUGGAGCAACAGCAGAACUUGCGAGCAGACUUUUUCUAAACAGCUAUUCAUCAGCGAGAUGCAGGACCUGCCAGUCCUGCACAGAAGUACAUUUCGUACAAACAAGUAAGACAUUACAGUUAAGAUGUUCGGAAAAGUGCCACCAACCAACACGCCUGGACCACCCAAGGCUUGCUUGAAACCACCCGGAUCGUGUCUGCCCUGCUUCAAUGUCGAGGACGGCACACCAGAUAAUAUGGAUGACAAAGCUAAGCCAUGGAGAGCCAAGGACAAUAGUACUUCCAUCAUUUCAGAGAUGCCCUGCAACGUGCAGCCACCUGAGGUCGUGAGGCCUUGCAGGACAGUGGCUGCCAAUGCUUCCAAAGACAAACAACAAAUCAAGAGUUCCUUGAACUUUGUGGCAGGCUCGGUUAACAAGUGUUUCUCUAACCCCAGUUGCCCCGGUGCCUCAAGGACUUCCAGCAAUAGUGCUUCCAAAUCCCCCAAAAGCCCUCCAUCUUGCGCUUCCAGUGCAGAAUGUGCGAACAAUCAUCCCAGGGAGGCGAUAAAAUCUGCCAAAAAGUCACUGUCGUCUAUUAGAGACACACAAGUGGUCAAUGUAAACAAAGUAAUCGGUAGGGAACAGAGCAGGAGAAUGAACAAUGCAGAUGUAGACGAAGUGGAUGCAUCUCCGCUUCCAGACUCCAGAAUGGAGCCACCCAGGAAGAACCAGAAGUCAGAGAUGAGUCCUCCUAAGGACUUUACCACGUCUACGCCGUCCAAAGAUAACAAAUACGAUGACAAGGAGAAUAUGCCAACGGAACUUGAGUCGUUGCCUAGGAGUUAUAAGGACAGAGAAAAGUGCAAGGAUACUUGGAGACCCACAGAGCUUGACAAUGCUUUUCCGGUGCUGAAUCCUUACGCUGGAGAGUGUAUGCAGGAUAAGAGGCGUACCGGUGCCUCGUGUCAAGCUCUGAGACAUGCGGUGGCAUCCUUGAAUCGGCUCGAUGACUUCUACCUCGAAAAAAUUGGUGCUGGCUUCUUCUCCGAGGUCUUUAAGGUCACCCACAAAGUGACGGGACACGUGAUGGUCCUGAAAAUGAACCAGCUUCCGUCGAAUCGUCCGAACAUGCUCAAGGAGGUGCAACUGAUGAACAAGCUCAACCAUCCGAACAUUCUCAGGUUCAUGGGCGUCUGCGUGCACGAGGGUCAGCUGCACGCGCUCACCGAGUAUAUCAACGGCGGCAGUCUGGAACAGCUGAUAAUGGCCCGUCACACACCCCUGCCCCACCUGAUCCGGAUGAAAUUGGCUCGGGACACGGCUUGCGGUAUGGCGUAUCUGCACAGCAAGGGCUUCUUCCACCGGGAUCUCACCUCGAAGAACGUCCUGGUGAAGCGCGACGAGGCGACGAACGAGCUCACGGCCGUUGUCGGCGACUUCGGACUCGCCGCCAAGAUACCCGACCCCAGUACCGGAUACAGGCUCAGCACCGUGGGCAGUCCCUACUGGAUGUCGCCCGAGUGUCUCAAGGGUCAGUGGUACGAUCAUCGCUCGGACGUCUUUUCGUUCGGGAUCGUCGUUUGCGAGCUGAUCGGCAGGGUUCCUGCCGAUCCAGACGUGCUGCCGAGGAGCGACAACUUCGGGCUGGAUUACCUAGCGGUGGCGGAGAUCUGCGCCGCCGCUGAUCCGCCACCGGCAUUUCUGCAGCUCGCUUUUCAGUGUUGCACGUACGAGCCACGUUCGCGACCGACCUUCCCGGACAUAGUCCAGACUCUGGACAACUUGAUCGCGACGCACGCGGACGAUUCCAAGGCCAGCAUGGACAAGCGCCAAUCGGUCGACCAAGAGCUCAUGUCAAGCAUGCACGAGAUCAGCCGUCAGUCCCGUUCUCUGGGCCGUAAAUCUGCGAGGCUGCGCAGCCAUUCGGCCGAUGCCAGAGCCUGUGCAGCCAAUUCCACACCUCCGUGCGACAAGGCUCGUUGUCACUCGGCGAGACGAGUUGCCGAGUUGGCCAGUCGCAGGGACCCACAUUACAGGCCCAUGACCGCCAAUCCCUUUCAUGCGCUCGGAGGCGUCAAGAAGAUACUCGGGGACUUGUUCUCCAGUUGCUUGGAGCUGCCUUCGCUCGAGGAUGUCAGGUCAGGAGGUGAAAGCUCGGGGACGACUGCAAAGUUCAAAGCUGCGACGAACGACUGUAUUGCCAAGAUUUUGGAGAGGAAAAAGCCAAGCUCGGAACCCAGCAGCCCUACAGCUCGAAAAAAGUGGGAGAAGAAGGUGGCGACCAAAGUUGGAGCCGCGAGCCUUUUCGCGCACCCGCUCUUCCGUGACGGUUGGGAGCCUCGCCGGCGCGGCAGCUGCGAGUCGGGCUUUUGGAGCUGCGUAGGCGAGGAUCUGAGCCCCGAACCACCCAACCGUCGCCAUGCCUCAACGUUAAGCAGUUCCGCCGCAUCGAGUCUCUUUCUUCUCGACGACCACAGAACCAGCUCGAUCUACACGGAUUCGAGCGAAGACAUAGCUAGUUUAGGUGGUGGUGAUUCCGCCUGCUGGGAGGACCGGCUCGACAGAUUGGGCCCCUCCAGCAAAACCAUAGCCAAGAUCGUAGAUUACUUUGAGCGUAAGCAGGCUGGUGCUGGGAAGCACGGUGAACAGGGAUACGACGUCGCGGCACCCAGCAGGAUAGCCCUGCUCAGGGCGAGACUCGAGGGCUCGAUGCCCCUGUGCAGCAUUAGCGCAGCUCAGAGGCUGGUCGUGUGCGACGGCGCAGUUCGCAGCAAGCUGCCACUAUUUGAUAAAAAGUGACGAGGAAGGGAGUGCGUUUACAGGAGUCUGGGGCGAUGAUUAGACGAGAACGUCGAGCAGGAGGCUGAAGAGCGUUUUUGAGUUUGUUAUUUUUCGAAAAUAAUUGUACAUAUAAACUAAAAUUUCGUUUCUCCGCGAGAAGAGUAUCGGUAUUUCAUUUAUUCGUCAAAUUUUUGUAUCAUUGGAAGUAUAGGAAAACGGAUGGUAACGUUAUUCAACGCUCUGAUUCUCGACGUUCUCAUAAUGCACGCCUAAAGUCUUGGUAAAAUGAGGAGACGAAUACCGAAUCUAUUUAUUUGAAUUGUUCACACAUCUUCUAUUAGGCUUGUCGAUCGAAACUCAUGUUGCAUCGCGUUAGAUCGCUGUUCUUUUACCUGCUAUACUUAUGACGUCGAUCCGAACUUCGAGCUCAUAAUUUUACAAGACUGUGAUCUAUUUUUAUGAUCUAUUACGCAUAUGUGAAAUGUGACGUGCUCCAAGUUUUGGAUCGAAAUGAAACUUCGAUAAAGAGUCGAGAAAGUAACGAUUUGCUCGCGCAACGAGGUUCUUUCGAAGGCAAACAUCCAUUUCCAUUUCGAAUGAACGCUUUGCUAAUUAUUCUACUAAAUAAUUUUAUUAUAAUCGCAAACAAGGUAAUGAUCAUAUUAAUUUUCCAAAACUUUUAAGCAUUAUUUAGAAAUAAAGCUGUGACAUGAAUAAGAAUAAGUCUUUAUUCGAAAAUAUGAAAUGUCGAUGUUUGUACAAGAUCAUCUUAUUGUUAUGUGUUUCAAGCAGUUCCUAGUUAGGCAGCUCCGUCCUGUAGACAUUGGAGGUACACUCAAUUGUACUUUACACACCUUGUUAAUACAAUGAAAAUAUUACAUUAUAUAACAAACUUGUAAGCUAUAAAAUGUUACCCUUUUGUUAUUGAUUUUUGCUUAGAUCAAUGGAAUUUAUCAAAAAGGCUCGUAGGCAUUAGAAAACUAGACUGAAUUUAUUUUAAAGUGUGUAAAUAGCAAAUAUUAAGACAAGGUAUAUACGAUAAUUUAGGAUUAUCCGAGUGAAAAUUAUCGGUAAUAUUUUAGUUGAAUAACCGAAAUGUUUACGGGCUAGAGUAUUGGGAAAUUAUAAAGUCGAUUAGUUCAGCAAAAGUCGUUACGGAUUUUGAAUCUUGUUGUUUUUUCUUCACGAAAAAAUCUUAUCGUAAUAAUUUAAAAUAAUCGUUUAGAUUUGCCUAGGAAAUGAUUACUAAUAAAAGCAUGCAUUUUCGUACUAACCAUCAUUGUAAACUAAUCGAUUUUUUUAAACCCUCCUAAUUAGUCGAGUUAAUUUACGGUUCGGUUUAAAGUAUUAUUUUGUCAUCAAAAAUCAAUAACAAAACGUACAGCCGUAAAGUACACUAGGUUUCUUUUAUCCCUUGCCUUCCUACAUCUUCCUAAGAACGUCCGUCUGUGUCAAUUCAGUGUCAAAUCAUCUACUGCGAUGUUAAAGAGAAAAAUAGAAAGUCUUCUACCGUUAAAAUACAACUAUAAGACCCUAGCAAGGCCUAACAUACAAAAGUAAACAAAUAUAUUUAAAUGAAAUGAACACAGAUAUGUGUAUCCAUAGUGAAAGUCACACAUGAACAUUUCUGGAAUCUUAGAACAACGUGUUCGAGGGGUGCGUGUGAUUAGGAAACGAAAGAUGCAAAUAUAAUAUAUUUUGUUCAGAGAGAAAGGGAGUUCGUAUACCCACGUAUUUUUGUUGCUAAUGAAGAAGUACCGAAUCGAUCCUCGUUAAAGGAAUUCAAAGCGAAUGAGGAUAUUGCCAAGCUGAAGAAAAGUUAUAUAUAAAUAAUUUAAUAUAUCUAUAAAUGUAUAUGAAACUGAUCUAGUCAGUGUAUAAAACGAGGCGGCCUUAUAUUUUAUAUGUAUACACACGGGAAUAUUAAAAAUAAAGUUUAAUAUGAGAUUUAACAAACAAGACAAACGAAUAUUGUAUAAUCUGAAUCAUCUGUUUGGUUGAUGUACCGGCAUGUUAUAUCUAUCGCUAUUAUAGCGGCAGAAUUGUCGAUGAAUCUUAAAAGUCUGAUGUACAUCGUUUAUCUGAGCGUUGAGUUAUGGGAAAGAUAAGAUUCUGUACAACCACGCUUCAUGGUCAUUUCAAUGUUCACUGUUGGCAUUAGAAAAGCAUUCUGAUAUUUAUUUACAAAAAUCGAAAAUUGGUUUCGUUUAAUUCAGAUUAUCUGCAACAAUAAUUAAUUCUACAAUGCAAAGAACUGAUACACGCAGAAGUUUGUUCUGUAUAAUUCAAUUAAAAUCAUAGCAAUAGAACUUUGCAUUAACUUUGUAUUGUACUAGAAUCUUUGAAAAAAAUGAAAAUCACACAAAAAAAUUAUAACAGCAAAUUGCUGUAUGCAUGUCUAAAAGUACGUAAUCGAUGUUCAAUUACAGAAAUAACGUAAUUGUGACGAUGUUGAAUGGAGUUUAGAUAUGUUUACGUCCGUUUUGGAUAAUAGCACCGUAUUGAUCGAAUCCGUCGCCUCGUCGUACUGUUAUUCUUUUUUUUCUAUACAAAUUGUACCAAAUUCGUAUUUAAGAUGAUAGCGAUUAAAUUAUCAUUGUUUUAUAAUCGAUCGCUGGAGUUGAACUGCAUAGCUGUUUAUCUUCCUCAAAUAAGACUGUGCGUUUGUUGAAUAUAAUAAUAUUUAAGUAUAUGUAAGUAUGGCUUUAAAUCGAACUCUUCUUUUCCAAACCAACAGAUCAGAUUCAUAAUAACUUUCUUGAUAAAAAGAAAAAUGCUAAAAGUUGGAUAAUAGCUGAAAAAUUUCUAUAAUAUUGAGACGAUUAAAAUAUUUACACAUUUUAAAAAUAAUACAUUUUCAGCAGAUUUAUUUCUUACACACAAGUUUGCACAUCUAAAGUUUUAAUAAUCUAAUCGAUAUUUAUAAUAAUGAGACAAGAGAACAAAUCAUUUAUUGUAAAAAUAAUAGAAUUUUUUACUAAAAUUUGUGAAUCAUGUAGUUUUCAUUAUGAAUAUAACUAACUUCAAAAUUAUUUAUAGCAACGUCGUAUGAAAUUCAUUGUUUGUAAUAAUUACAGUUCGUCGUUUAAAAUAGAUUUUGAGACAAAUGGAAAUUAUAUGUGCGUAUGAGAAAAUUUUGAUCCCAAUAAUUUAUGGGAAAAAAUUUGAAUUUUCCGUGGAUUUAGCAAUUUGUAUAAUGAAAAUCGUUAAAAGUCAAUUUAUUUUGUUCAGAUUCAGAGAUUUAAUCCUUUCGAAUUUGUAAAUAGAACAUGAAUUUUUUCUUUGGAGCAAAAAAGUUAUUUAUAGAGUACUUUCGUUUUGUAACAGAUAGAACGUCAUCAUAGUUUUUUGACACGCUUAAAGGUACCUGAACAACCAAGCGAACAAAAAAUUGCUAGAGAAAAGGCAAAUUAAGAACCUUUACAAAAGCUGGACAUAUCGUGAGCGGGGCAUAUCUAAAAAAUUACUGAGCUGAUUUUGAAUGAAUAGACUUGGAUGUGUGUAGUUAUUAUGUGAGAAUGUAUGCGAAUGAAAAGCAAGAAAAAUAUCUUAGUUGAAAUAAGGUUUCGAUAAAGCAUGCGAAGAAUGAUAAAGAGUGUUUUGCAAAUGAAAAUCGUAGUACACAAGGUAAAGAACCUAUUUAUUUUAAGCAAACUAGAAAAAAGAGAAAAUACAGAAAGCAACGAUAUUAUAAUAUAAACGUCUAUUACGAUAAAAAGUGAAAACGGAAAGCGAACCAUCUCUUCCAUACCCUUUUUUUGUUUUUGACAAUUGUCUGUGAUCGCGAUCGUAGCCAGACAGACAUGUAUGCUGUAUGUACAUAUGAGAGUACGAGAGAAGCGAAGAAUAACUAAAUACCGUCUGAAUCAAAUUUACCGUGAGAAUUCUUCUUACUAUUAUUAUAUACAAGUAGUUUUUAAAGAUGAUAAUAAAUAUUGUAACUACAAUUGAAAACAAUGUCAUCCUAUAAGCGAAUAAACACGUAAAAUAUCGCUCGAUGACAAUGACGACGAAUAGUAGUAAUAAUGAUAAUAAACAAGUAAUCAAUAAAAUAAAUAAAUGAGUGGAUGCAUUGAAGGGGGGAUUUUGAGUAAAACUAUACAUAGAUUAUUAUAUAUUGUAAAUAUUCCUAUAUAUAUACACAAAAUUAAUAAAGUUAAGGCAAUUUUUACAAAA